This is a messenger RNA of Phanerochaete carnosa HHB-10118-sp, 1347 nucleotides long. RefSeq lists its product as uncharacterized. NCBI's taxonomy places the organism in Eukaryota, Fungi, Basidiomycota, Agaricomycetes, Polyporales, Phanerochaetaceae. Gene Ontology annotation, molecular function: RNA binding. The record is from RefSeq and is a predicted model, not a curated record. Bases 66 to 1076 code for a protein of 336 amino acids. The transcript is spliced from 5 exons. Gene Ontology annotation, cellular component: cytoplasm; nucleus.
CUCGCCGUCUGCUCAACAGCCCACACAGCAAACAGGGAUUGUCCGAUAAAAGGGCUCCGUCCAGAAUGUCGGUGGCCAGCAGAAACCCCUUUGCGCUCCUCGAAGACGAUGCGUCUUCGCGACCCUCCACUCCCGCCUCUGCUCCUGCGAAGGAGACUCCUGCACCAGCCCCUGCUCCCGGUCGCGGUGCCCAGAAGACCCGGGGCGGCCCCGCUUCCCGCGGUGGACGCUAUUACCAGCGCGGCGGCAAGUCCUCUGGUCCCCGUGAGAGCCAGAACGGCGAGGUAGCUGCUGAGGACGGUGCUGAGCCCCACAAGCCUUCUGGAGAGGGCCGUGGUCGCGGACGUGGAGGUAGGGGUCGCGGUGGCGAUCGUGGCCGUGGCGGUCGCAGACCCUUCGACAGGCAUAGUGCCACUGGCAAGACCGACUCUGAGAAGAAGGUCCACCAGGGAUGGGGCGGUGACGAGGGCACCGCCGAGCUCAAGGCCGAGACUGCUGCCGAGAAAGAUGCUCAGGCCGAAGCUGGGAACCCUAUCGCCGAGGGCUGGGGCGCUGAGGCCUCGACGGACGCUUGGGCCGCUCCAGCUGAGGGCGCUGAGGGCGCUGAGGUCGUUGAGGGCACUACGCCCGCUGAGGGCGAGAAGGCUGAGGGCCGUCGCCGUGAGGAGGAGGAGGACAACACCCUCACACUCGACGAGUACUUCAAGCAGCAGAAGGAGAAGCAGCUCGAGAUUAUUCCUCAGCUCGAGACCCGCAAGGCUAACGAGGGUGAUGAGACCAUCUGGAAAGAUGCUGUCGUUGUCAACAAGAAGGCCGACGACGAUGACGACGCCUAUUUCGUCGGCAAGACUAAGGCUUCCGCUCCCAAAACUCGCGCUAAGAAGGAGGAGAAGGUGUUUUUGGAGAUCGAUGCUCGUUUCGAACGUCCCCAGCGUGGCAUCCGGGGCGGUCGUGGUGGCGACAGGCCUGCUCGUGGCAGUCGAGGCCGUGGUGGCAGGGGCCGUGGUCAGAACGGCAAUAGUAACGCACCCGCGUUGAACGUGGAUGACCAGACGGCUUUCCCCUCUCUGUCCUAAGUUCAUUCUGAACGCUUUCAGCAGUCCUGAAGGUUGCUAUGUAGCAAAACCUCAACAGCCUCAGUAACUAUCGUGCCAACUUCGCCUGUAUUUGUUUCUCUGAAAGUGUUGUUGCAUAUCUCUUUGCAUUGUGGCUUUUCUCCAUCCUCGUCCUCCUGUUUUCUUGUCGUCUCCCUUCUUUUCGGUUCUCACGUCCCAUGCUCGAUCUUCUAUCCUGUAGUAGCGCUCCUUUGUGUCCGCACCGAGAAACGAAAGCUAUGACAUGACGAUC